This is a messenger RNA of Oncorhynchus kisutch (coho salmon), 3707 nucleotides long. Its product is annotated as growth/differentiation factor 2-like. Gene Ontology annotation, biological process: BMP signaling pathway. Lineage: Eukaryota; Metazoa; Chordata; Actinopteri; Salmoniformes; Salmonidae. The record is from RefSeq and is a predicted model, not a curated record. Gene Ontology annotation, cellular component: extracellular region. Bases 145 to 1416 code for a protein of 423 amino acids. Gene Ontology annotation, molecular function: cytokine activity; growth factor activity. The transcript is spliced from 2 exons.
AGAGCAUGGGAGUGGACCCCCAGAACUAUAGCCCUAGCGUAGAAGAAUCUCAAUUUCAACAGAUUGUCACCCAAAGUCAGUUUUAAAUACAUAGUGGGAACUGGGAAGGUAAAGCGUGUUGAUUGUGAAGGAUCUGAUCUGAAGAUGCAGUGCUCAAGGCGUUUCCUCUUCCAAAUGUGUCUGAGUUUGCUGGUGUCCACGGGCUCCUGUCGGUGCAAACCACUGAACGAUGUCCUCCAAAGUGAAGAUCGCGGGGGCUUCUCUGAGACUUCCGAGCAGGACCUGGUCGAAGAGGAGGACAGGUUACACAGCUUUCUGGGAACCAUGAAGGAAGAGUUUCUGAGGAAACUCAAUUUAUCCGAUGUCCCACGGGAGCACAGCAAGAUAUACCCGCCGCCGUUCAUGAUUGAACUGUACAACAAGUAUGCCUCCGACACGUCCUCGAUGCCUCGUUCUGAUGUCAUUCGCAGCUUCACCGUUCAAGAUGUCAGUCACUCUGAAAAAAAUGGCACCAAGUCAAAACACAGACUUCUGUUCAAUGUAACUGUCCCAAAUCACGAAGAGGUCAACAUGGCAGAACUCAGGCUGUUCACCCUGCUGGAUAAUAGGACAACCUCAACCUCUACCAAUGGGAUCGGGGCUUCCAUAAAGGUCUAUGAAGUGGAGUAUAAAGGAAACAAGGCCAUUGCCCACCUUGUGGAUGGGAAAGAGGUCAUUGGGACUCAUCACUCUUGGGAAACUUUCAAUGUGACCACUGCCAUCCAGAGUUGGGUCAAGUCGGGCCGCGGGGCCAGUGAGUUUGAAGUGGUGGUCGACAGGUGGGACUGUGGGCCUUUCAAAGGCGGAGGUUUGGACGUGAGCGUGGGCGUGGGCGUGGGCGUGGGCGUGGGCGUGGGCGUGGGCGUGAGGGAUAACACGGCAGCUGCUUUGAUAGUCUUCUCCGACGACCUGGGGAGCAGGAAGAGAGAAGCCAAGAAGGAGCUGAGGGAGAUGAUAGUUCAUGAGGAAGAGACACUCUUCUCAGGGAGCGACUGGCAAGGGACCGACUACAAUGAGAUCCCCGUGGACCUACACCCCAGGCGGAAGAGGCAGGCGGACACCAACUACUGCCGACGGACUUCCAUGCGAGUCAACUUCAAAGACAUUGGCUGGGACCAGUGGAUCGUAGCACCCCCUGAGUAUGACGCCUUUGAGUGUAGAGGGGUGUGUUACUACCCCCUGACUGACGACAUGACCCCUUCCAAACACGCCCUCAUCCAGACCCUGGUCAAUCUCAAGAACCCCAAAAAAGCCAACAUGGCGUGUUGCGUUCCCACAAAACUCGACCCCAUCACGGUCAUGUACCAGGAGAAUGGUGUCAUCACUAUACGACACCCGUACGAGGAGAUGAAGGUGGCAAAGUGUGGAUGUAGGUAGUGAGAGGUAACAUCCAUGGUGGUCCACUUUAACCCUUACUGUAAAUCUGUACAGUUCUGUUGUGAGAUGCAUUUGAGUUAUUUUAUUGAGUAUAUGUUCAGCAAAUGCACAGUCUGUCUAGAAUAGCAAUAAAGCCUAUGAUACAAUAUUUAUAAAUUAUUUAUGAGCGUUAUCAUUAUUAUUAUUAGGGUUUUAGAAAAUAAUAUAGAUCAUAAAUUGGAUCUACAGAUGUAGGAUCUUAGUUAGGUGCGCAUGCAAAGCAAUUACACAACUCUAGAUUUCUUACAUACUCAUAUUAUUAUUAUUAUUUAAUUUAUUCUGUUCUCUCAGACGCUUAAACGACUUAAGCUAUGAACAUGAAUCCAACGUCCCAAUGUGCAGACUGCCCCAACAGACUGGCCACCAUUAGCAUAAAAGAACUCACCAACAAUAACUCUUGAAAUGUUCAAGCUGGAGACACCAAACCAACUUUCACAUUUCCAGACGAUUCUAAUUUCAGAUUCUCUAAAACUUUAAUCAACUAGAACGAUAAACGUUUGCAUAAAUUAGCAUAAAAUAACUCACCAACAGUAGCUCUUGAACAGUACAAGUUAGAGACACUAAACCAACUGUCAUAUGUUCAGGCUAUUGUAACUUCACAUUCUUUCAAAUCGUAAUCAACUAUAACUAUAUAAAGCGACCAGCGACUCCUGUGGCGGGCCGGGCGCAGUGCGCGCUAACCAAGGUUGCCAAAUGCACGGGUGUUUCCUCCGACACAUUGGUGCGGCUGGCUUCCGGGUUGGAUGCGCGCUGUGUUAAGAAGCAGUGCGGCUUGGUUGGGUUCUGUAUCGGAGGUCGCAUGACUUUCAACCUUCCUCUCUCUCGAGCCCGUACCGGAGUUGUAGCGAUGAGACAAGAUAGUAGCUACUAAAAAAAUAAUUGGAUACCAAGAAAAAGGGGUCAAAUUCAACAACUAAAAAAACUUGCAUCAAUUAUAACUAUAUAUAUGUGCAUUCAUUUGCAUAACUCUUCAGCCAUUCAAGCUAGAGACACUAAACCUACUUUCAAAUGUUCAGGCUAUCCUAACUUCAAAUUCUUUAACACAUGUAUCAACUAUGACUGAAUAAAUGUGCAUAAAAUAACUCCCCAACAGUACGUCUUAAUCUGUUCAAGCUAGAAAUACUGAAGCAACAUUUAGAUGUUCAGGCUAUCCUAACUUGCAAUUCUUGAAAACUUUCAUAACGAUAAAAAUGUGCAUACAUUUGCAUAAAAUAACUCACCAAAAGUAACUCCUCAACUGUUCAAGCUAGAGACACCAAACCAACUUUCACAUGUUCAGGCUAUCCUAACUUCAAUUAUUUCUUUAUUUUUGAACUAUAACUAUGGACAUUUGCAUACAUUUACAUAAAAUAACCUACCAACCAUAACUCUUGAACUGUUCAAGCUAGAGACACCAAACCAACUUUCACAUGUUCAUGCUAUCGUAUCAAUCAAAUCAAUCCUUCACCAGCUAGCAUGCACAUCACAUUUUCUUCAGAAAAUACACUUUUCUAGUUUGAUCACUCUUUUGUUGCUGAGGAUUUUCCUGCACAGCAGGAAAUGCAAACUUGUCGUGUAUUGGAGUUUUUUUAAAGGAUUCUCAAGUUUGUCAUUACCUCUUUGACAUUUCAGACUUGAUUUGCCUAACAAAAAAUUUAGCAACCCCUACAAAAAUGUCCAUUAAUUAUAAUCCACAUAAUAAUUCACAUUUGUUGCAGGAUUAUUUUCCUGCUGUAGCAACCUGGCUCAAAUUAAGAUCCUACGUCUGUAUUAAGUCUGUGUGCAUCUGUAGUUUGAUAUCUAUAACAAAAUUAGCAUGAUAUCUAAAGAGUUUGUACAUAGUGUCGUUUAUUUAUCAGUUGGCUAUGAGGACUAUCUUGCUCUACAAGUUUUAAUGGUAUUAGAGUUUUAAGUAUUUUUAUAGCAGGGAAUUUCUGAUUAUGACUUCUAAAUUAUUGCUUUGAAUUAAAUAUGGAUUGUUCUCAUUAGUUUCAUAUUAGAGUCAGAGAUUGUGGAUUAUAGGUAAAGGUUGCACUAUUACAUAACAGUGCAUUUCUGUGCUGCAGUUGUACUAUAUGAAUAUUCAAUGUGCAUUUAUAAAGUUAAACUUUUGUGGAAGUUCUUCAUUGAAUAAUGUGUAAAGAGCGCACUCUACAGGUGAACAAUAAGCAGUUGUCUCAACACAUCCAUAAAACUUAAAACGGAGUAUCUUUUUGUAACUGUGUGUUCAUUUGAAUGUAUAAUUGUUCUAUAAAGUAAGGAAUUGGUUUGAA